This is a messenger RNA of Klebsormidium nitens, 1560 nucleotides long. Lineage: Eukaryota; Viridiplantae; Streptophyta; Klebsormidiophyceae; Klebsormidiales; Klebsormidiaceae. The record is from the annotation of a GenBank genome assembly.
GGAAGAUGGAAAGGAUGGAUUUUGUCACGGUUCAUUGCCAUUGGCAUUGGUGUUCGCCCUGUUGAAACACACUCUUGACGGCAUUGGAAUGGGAAGAGCUUUGGAGUUUGAAGCAAUUCCGCAGUUCUCUCACUUUCUCACGUUCCUCUCGAAGAUUUCUUAGCACGAGUAACCAUAUUGUCCUCGCCCUCUGAGAUUGCAAUCGUCUUCUGAGCUCCUGCUGGCGGUUGGCUGGGCAAAGCAGUUAGCAAUACAAGCAGCAAGCUGGCAAUGCACAUGGCAUUGCUGCCAGAACCGGAUCUUCCAGACAGAUCCGUCAAGACUGCUGGUCCCUUGCAUCACUACCCACACACCGAUCUCGAAUCAAUCAAGGAGGCAGCCCCGACCGUGCCCCCCGUCUCUCGAUGGGGCCUCGCGCCCUCGUUUUGGGCCCACAUUCCGCUCCUGGCCGCUGAUGUCGAGGCGCUGCAAGAGGUGCCGGGAGUGCCAGGCAGCUUUGCGCUGCGCGGGCAGCCCGUGCGGCGAGUGGAGGUGCUCGGGGUGGCGGUAGAAGUGGAGUGCCGCGACAAGUCUGCGCGCUGCAUAGUGGAUGACGGCACAGGGUUGGUCCCGGCAAUUCUGUGGCUACAGCCGAACGGCGCCAGCAGUGACGCCCCGGAAGACAGCCGGCAUGCCGUAGCGGCAGGCGUUGAAACGGCGUUCGCAAUUAAGGCUGCACACGAGUUGCAGCUGGGGCGGCUAGUGCGGGUGCAAGGCCGAGUGACGCAAUACCGGGGAGUGCGGCAAGUUACGGUCGACGCCUUGCAAGUUGAGAAUAACCCGAACGCCGAAGUACUGCACUGGCUGGAUUGCAUUCGGAUGAAGAAGCAAUUGCGACAGCAACAGCUUUAGUAGCGCGGAUUGAGAUCUCUUUCCGAGCAGAAAUGCUUGAUCAAUAAAUGCGUCCAAGCCGGGCGCCCAGAAGCGAGCGGAGUGCACUUUACGUGCUCCGCUCACAACUGACGGCUGCUUGAAUCAAUACAAAAGUGUUAGGUACGUUGAGGGUAUCUGAUUUGCUUGACGAGUUGUUUGUGAAGCAGGAAAUGAAGAGUAAGGUUUAAAACAGCGUGAAAGACGCUUGAGACAGCAGGUUAGACUGACCAAGGUGAUCGUUUAAUCUUUUUCAUCAACUGGCUUUCCAUACUUUUUAGCGCAACUAGGUUAGGCGUUUGGUCACUUUGAACAGCAUCGCCGUUAGGUUGAGCUGAUACAAUCCUGGCUAAGUAGGCGGGCACAAAUUCAACGACGCAACUCGAUCAGAGACAAGAUAUAUGCGCACUUUAAUGACGAUGGCGGACCCAGCGCAAGUUUGGUGGUGAAUAGAGGCAAUGCAGUACGGCCGGACAAAAUCCAGAAUAGGUAGUGAUGCAGCAUGACCCCCGAUCGACCCGACCUCGCUAGGGUGACGGUGCACAACAUGCAGGCAGGCUUGUUGCACCAGGUCAAGUUAGUGCUCGAUUGUCGAGAUUAAGGCUUGCAACUAAUUGACUGAUCAGUUAAAUCAAUUGGAAUCAAAUGCAC